GCCACGACAUGACUGCAUUUUCCCACGUGUCAGCUCGGCGACCGACGCCGACAGGCAAGCAGGUUCGCCGUUCCUUCAGACGAGGCCGCCAGUUUCGCUCCGGCCUUGGCACUUACUGUACAGUUCAGUACCCUUCGAGUUGCCACGUACAGGAAGCAGGCGCUCCAUACACCUCGCUGCACAUGAUGGUACUACCGCUCGUUAACACAAUCGCGUUAUCUGGCGGCAAUCGGUGCACCUCUGCCGAUGUCUGCGCUGUCGAAGCUGCAACCUGCAAUGCUACCCCAUCUAAAACGACGGAGCAACAGACGGCGGACCCUGUCUACGAAAGUGGCAACACAGAAGGGAAGCAAACCAGUGAACCAGGAUGUGAAACAGGUGACGGCGUCUUCAAAGGGGGAGAUGCGUCGUUACGCAAGGCGGCUGCCAUUCCACCAGAAUACGACCCGUUCUUAGUGCGUGUCGUUGAUCAUCCCAUCACUAACGUGGAAGCGUUGGUCCAUCUACUAAAAGGCAGUAUAGGCACUGGCAUCCUGGCUACGCCAAACGCCUUCAUGCACGCAGGGUACGUUGUUGGCGUUGUGGGAACCCUUUUCAUCGGCGCGGUGUGCUCCCACUCCAUGCAGAUGCUGGUGCGCGCACAGCAUGAGCUCAGUCGGAGGCGUCGUGUACCCAGCCUCACCUACCAGCAAACGGCCAUGGCUGCUUUGGAGGAAGGGCCAAGCUGCCUCCAGCCUCUAGCGCCGUAUGCUGGGCAUAUUGUGAAUAUCUUCCAAGUAAUCUUACAGAUUGGAAGCUGUUGUGUGUAUGUGGUAUUUGUCAGCAGCCACAUCAAAGCCGUAGUGGACCAGUACUCUUAUGUGUUGGAUCUCAGGAUAUACAUGUUAAUUUUGCUUGUGCCACUGAUAAUAAUAAAUAUGGUGCUCAAUUUGAAGCUGUUGGCACCAUUUACAACUUUAGCCAAUAUCUUGACUUUAAUUGGCUUUUGUAUCACAUUCUACUACUUGUUGAACAGUUCUCCCAGCCUUUUGGACAGACAACCAUUUGGGCCUCUCAAGGAUUUGCCUCUGUUAUUUGGAACUGUGCUUUUUUCACUAGAGGCAAUUGGUGUACUUCUCCCAUUGGAAAAUAGCAUGAUAUCACCAGGAAGUUUUGUUGGUCCACUGGGUGUGCUUAACAGAGCUAUGGUUAUCAUCAUAUUUCUCUUUAUUGUAAUUGGAUUAUUUGGCUACAUGAAAUAUGGAAAUGAAGCACAAGGAAGCAUAACACUUAAUCUGCCAGCUGAUGAAAUACUUGCACAAUCUGUGAAGAUAAUGCUGGCUGUCUCCAUUUUUAUAUCACACAGUCUACAAAAUUAUGUUAACAUUGACAUCUUAUGGAACAGUUAUUUGAGUGAGAAGUUUGAGAAACGUCCUCAUAAGAUUAUAUUUGAGUAUAUUGUUCGUAUUAGUCUUGUCACUAUUACAUCUGCUGUUCCAAAUCUGGAGCUGUUUAUAUCUCUGUUUGGAUCCCUCUGUCUGUCAGCUAUUGGAAUUGCUUUCCCAGCAAUAAUACAAAGCUGCAUCAUCUGGAAGAGCAGUAGUGGAAAACUUAAAUUUGUCUUGAGAAAUAUGAAGAACAUCUUUCUGGUCUCAUUUGCUUUUUUGGGUCUUGUUGUUGGGCCAUAUACAUCGAUAUCUGAUAUUAUCAAAAAUUUAGUUAAGUAGAUACAACACCAGAUCUUAUAUUGUCAGUGAUAUUACUACUGCCAAGUUGUAAAGCUAGAAAGAGUUAGCUACAGUGACUAUUACCUGUUAGAUAAACCUUUUGUGUUUUUUACUUAGUGAUCAGAAGAAUGGAUGGAAAGGACAAAAUUGAUACUAAUUACUACUUAAUUAAGGAACAUAAUAGACUUCUAUUGGAAUACUAUCUCACAUGUCCUUUAGACCUAAGACUUUUUGUCUGUUCAGUGACAAAAUAUCUUUACUAAAGUGAUACAAUUUGCAGAUGUAGUCAACGGGAAGUUUUGCGACAAACACCAAAACUCUCAAUCAAAAAUAUGUACUGUGAAGUACAUGCGAGAAAGCAUUCAUUAUGAGGUCACUUGAAAAUAAAUCUAUCGUUCCUGUAGUCAAAUAAAAUUGAAAAUGCUUGCUGUUGCAAAAGAGAUCCUGAUCAAGUAAGCUGUCAACAGAAAUAAGCAAGUGCUUCUUAGUAUAAAUUUACAGUGAACCUUUACAGUUCAAAAUGAAUCUUUUCAGUUGUUAGAUGAGCAGUAUUGUUAAGUUAAGAUGGUCCUGAAAUUAACUAAAAGUAAACUGAGACGUUUUGUAUUUAUGCAUUCUUCCACAUUAGAACAAACCGGUUCUAGUUGUAAUGUCCUGUGACUCUCAUGUAUUAAAGUUAGUACUAUGACGAAGAAACAAGGAAAAAUUUUCAACAUGUAGAUCCACUCUCUCUGCUAACAAUACACAAAAUGUAAUGAAUAGACAAUGAAUGGAAUGCGUGGAUAGGUAACUGGAAAAUUUUUAUGUUGUCCUUACACCAAAUAUGACAUUAACAGACAGAGACAAAACUGGAACUAUGGUACCUGUAUAAAUAUAUAUCUGUUUAAAUUGUGAAUUGUGUGUGCUUUUUCAUUCUUGAACAUGACAAAUUUUACACAACUAUUAAUGUGCAAUGAUCCUGUUGCCAUUAAAGAGUUACUGAUGUAUGUUUUAUACUUUACUGCAUGUCUAAUAAAUGAUACAUGUUGUUCAUAAUUUUAAAAAAUUGUAUUUGUAAUGAUCUCAUUUAAUCUUAAAUACCAAUAUCAAUUUUCAGUUCUGGCAGAAUGAACACUAAACAGUUCAUUAAAACUGCUAAUAAUAAACUGUGGUGUUAAUUUUUCACCUGAUGUUAGUGAUGCCAUUGUUAACUGUUCAAUAUUUUGACUGAUGCUUACAUGUUUCAUAUUUCUCUAAGUAAACAUGUUCAGAUGUACAACCCUUAGCUUGCCUAUAUUUUUGAUGUGCAGGAUAUUUACCUCAUUUGCCAAAACAUAGUGAGUAUUUCAUAAACGGAUAGAUAAGUGGCCACAUGUGUAGUCAUAUGGGUUCCUGUCUGAGAAAUUGUGCAUAUAAAUGAUAGAUAUAAUAUGAAUACUCCAAUAUUCCUAUUUGGGUUCAGCUUUGAAAGCUCCUGACAGCAUUAACAGGGUCAAAGUAAUUUGAUCAGUUGACCUGUUAACCAGUAAUGCCAAUCUGCAAUUGUUAUCAGUAACAGAACAUUUGACAUUGAUCUUUAUGUUGGUGCACAUAUCACUAUAAGGUAAUGAUGUAUUAGAAUGUUAGUUAACUAAAAAGCAAAGUCGCUGGACUACUUUUCUGUUUACACAAUGUACAUUGAAAAAGAAAGGUGUGUUACAUUUGGUUUGUAUCCUGUAAAUAUAGAAAUCCAAAAGCUA
Messenger RNA from Schistocerca gregaria, 3424 nucleotides. Its product is annotated as proton-coupled amino acid transporter-like protein CG1139. Gene Ontology annotation, biological process: amino acid transmembrane transport. Gene Ontology annotation, molecular function: amino acid transmembrane transporter activity. The coding region runs from base 9 to 1706 and encodes 565 amino acids. Lineage: Eukaryota; Metazoa; Arthropoda; Insecta; Orthoptera; Acrididae. The transcript has 8 exons. Gene Ontology annotation, cellular component: vacuolar membrane. The record is from RefSeq and is a predicted model, not a curated record.